Molecule: messenger RNA, 3696 nt
Organism: Closterium sp. Yama58-4
Lineage: Eukaryota; Viridiplantae; Streptophyta; Zygnematophyceae; Desmidiales; Closteriaceae
Source: the annotation of a GenBank genome assembly
AUGAACCUGAGCAUUUUGGAAUCGGGGACCAACGACAAAGACACUCGCUCUGAAGUUCCAGAUGCGGACCCAGGAUAUGAUGGGGACAUCAACGCCAAGCCUGCUGCUUCGCCAAAAUGCUCGCCCUCUGCUCGCUCUCUGGAGAGGAAAACCUCGGUGGUGUUCUCAGAAGAAGAAGGUUGCAAUCACGAUAAGGUCCUGUUAAUCACUGGUCGAGGUGACAGUAAGGCACCUCAACUGCUCUCUCGCCGUCCAGCGAGCUCGAAGACGCGAAGGACGAUGCAGUCUCCACGAUUUAAGCGAGGAAACCGUACCCCUCAACGGAAGCCUGAUGGGUUCACCAGGAGACAGAUGCCGCCAAGCUCCCCAAACCGAGAUGGCUUCGAUUCUGACAAGGAGAAUUGUUGUGGUGAUGCUGAUGAAGACCCGUUCUUCAAAAAUCGAGCCUUCUCCCCCACUUUGAAGUCACAACAGCUGGGACUGAACUUGAGCCCACGACGGCCCUCCACAGACUGGGGUCUGUCUCCCAGCAAGUUUCCAGUGAAGGCUCUGGACAAGGCUUGCCGAUCUACUUCCUUCUCGGACUGGUUAUCACGGGAUGCGAAGAAGGAGAGCAUCGCCAGCAAGAGUCCCGAGGUUGAUUCAGUCAAGCAACGGAACUGUGACGUUAAGACCACAAGUGGGUCCAUCUCACACAGCUUGUCACCUAAGGUCCGCUCACCAGCCAAGCUGCAGCAGCUCUUACGUGAAGUGGAAUGGGAAGACAUUCCCACAAACACCGACCAGGAUCCGUUCAAGCUGAAUGGCGUGCAUGACCAGCAUUUUGACUCAUUGGCACAAGAGAGGCACCGCAGGUAUCAAAAGCUUCAAGGAACUUCGUCGAAGCAAUUAAUUCCUCGACCCAAGUCCUCCUCUAACCCCUUCCAACGAGCAUUGAGGCGUGUCAAGAUAGCAGGACUAAAUGUCACCCGAGAAAUAUCUAACAUUUCAUCAAAGCUUUUCAAGGCCCCAAAAUUUUUCCCCAUGUUCGGCUCGCGCCAUCUCUCUUUCACCGAUGCCUCCUCCCUCCUCUCCUCCACCGCCGAUUCCGCCGCCGAUUCCCCAGCCGGAGGACUCAACUCCCGCCGUCCCAGCUCCCCGCUACUUAGCGUCUCCAGCGAGCCUGAUAUUGAGCACAGCGGCGGAGGCUCGGGGCAAGCAGGGCGCUCGAGCAGCUACGGCGGAGGGGGGGCUAUGUCCGGGCUAAGCGCGGGGGCCAUGGGGGGAGAGGCUCGGCGCGUGCGCACGCGCAUGCCGCUGGAAAACCAUGCGCCUGUGGCGCCUUCGGAAGGGGGAGUGGCUAUUUUGCGCGGGUCCCUGAACACGGACCUCUCGUCUCUAUCCGCCGCGUCAGCGCUUCUCCCCUACACGCGCGAUUUCAUCUUCCCGGGGGAGCUGCUACAGGUCGUCGUUCACAGGACGCCUAUCGACCCCUUCACCCACCCCUCUUUCUCCGAACCUCCGCUCGCCGAGCUUCCCGGCGAGGCUCGGGACAGCAACGGGCAGCAUCCGUACCACCAUUCCAUACCGUCCGGAGGCUCGGGAGCAGCGAUAGGCGUGAGCGGAAGCGGUGGGGGGACGUGGGGGGAGGAUGCGCGGCGGGGGGUGGGGAUGCGCGCGGGGAAGGGGCGGAUUGGGCGGUCGGGAUUAGGGGGAGAGUCCGGGAGUCCAGCUAAGGGGGGCGCAGGACUUGAGUCCGAUCGUGGGAUGGAGGGAGGUGGGGAAGGAGGGGAAGGGGAGGGCUCCGCUGUGGUAGCUGCAGAUGGGUUGGGUGCGGUAGGGGCGUUGAGCGGCGGAGGGAGGGUGAGCGUGGGAGGGAGGGAGGACGGGGAUGUGCGGCAGCAGAGGACAAACGAGCUGCUGGAGAUAGCAAGGCGGUCGUUGUAUGAUGUGCACUUGAGCGAGCCCAUCCCAGCCACCUCACGGCCACCCAACCAGCAGCAGCAGCAGGCGGGGAGGGAAGCAGCGCAGUCCCCGAGUGCGUAUGGGGUGAUGCCAGUGCCAGCGGACAUUGCAGGAUACGACCCCGCCACAGCAGCAGGGCUGGGCAGGCGCGUUGUCUCCACCAGCUCGCUACCCAACGGGGACGUUGUGGUGCUGCUGGAGCGCCUGCCUCCCAACUCCACCACUCCGUCCCCUGCUGCCGCAGCAAGACCCGCCAUCCCUCUCCCUGCAGUCGCCACCUCUGGCUGGGGUACCCCGUCCGCUUUCAACUUCACCUCUGCCGCUCCCCCGACCCCCUCGGUCGCUCCUAGCACUCCAGUCGGUUUCUCCCUCUCCCUCCCGCGCGUUUCCGCCUCCUCUUCCUCCUCCGGCCUAGCAGCGGUCAGCACUGCUGCCACAACAGGGAAUUCCCCGUCCAAUUCCCCCAAGAAACGCACCUCUUCCACGUUCCGAGACGACGCGGGGGGAGCGGGAGAGCCGCAGAGGUUCAGUGGGAACUGCGGUCGGCUGGGGCCGUUUGUUCCGGGGAGGAAGUGGGUGCGGGGCGUGCGGGUGCUGCAGCCGCUGUGUGUGGAGAGCUACACGGCGGAGUGUGGGCAUGAGGAUGUGAUCUGCGUUAUGGUUGAGAACAUUCUCCCGCGUGAGGGGGCAACAGCGGGCGUGAUUCUCUACGUGGACAGCAUCAGUCUGGAGGCGCGGUCGUCAGUGUCCAUGUCGCUGCAGCAGUCCCUCCCCGUGCACGUCGCCCGCCUCGAGAGCGGCUCCAGCAAAGAGGCCCUCCCAGGCCUGCCCCUGCGGCCGGGCGAGCAGCACUCGUUCAUCAUCACCCCGCAGUGCUCCGGCAACGCACAGAUCGUCAAAGCCCCUUCCGGAGCAAGCAAGGACGCAGGCGGGCGGGGCAGACGACCAGGCGGGGGAGGAGGCGGAGGGGGAGGAGCAGGAGGAGGCGGAGGGGGGAGCGCCAAAGGGGGGCCGUUAACAGGAGGAGGGAACGAGGGCUCGAGCAACUCGCUUGCGGCUGCGUUCUCGUUUGGGCGGUUGACGGAGAAGGCAGCGGUUAUGGAGGAGGAGUCGGAGGGGGAGGACAUGCCGGUGGAUUCAUCUCCCGAGUAUUCGCUCAUCAUCAGCUGCAGCUGCUCGCACACAGCUGCCCAGCUGCGGUACCGUCACCCUCUCGCAUGGCGCCCACGCCCCCCGCGGGACCUGCUCCUCUCCAUCUCCCCAGACAACAUCUCCUCCUCCUCCACCUCCUCAACCUCCUCGUCCAUCCUCCCUGCUUCCACCGAUACCACUGCCUCCUCCGCCUCCUCCUCUGCCGCGUCUGCCUCAGCCUCCUCCGCGCAUGUGCACACUCUCCCGGAUGGCACGCUCGUUGCUGCUCCGCCCUCUUCUGGCCAGUGCUCCAGGCCUCUGACCGUGCGAGUGCGAGUGACCAACCUCACAGCGUCAGACCUCAACCUCACGCUCCUCGCGCCCACUACCCUCGCCGCAACCUCCCUCUCGCGCGUCUGCUUCCCCACCUCCCCGCGCCACUCCUCCAAUCUCCUCACUGCCGAUCCCACCACGGAUCCUUCGCUGCUGGACCAGCCGCAGCAGGGGCAGGGGCAGGGCGGGGAGGAGGGGAGUGAGGACGAGGAGGGGCUCUCCCCUCCCAUGUCGCCGCUGCGAGUGUUCAAGAAUUCUUCCCUUGCUGCCACUCUGGUGCGUGAAUAG